Sphenostylis stenocarpa is the source of this 246-nucleotide messenger RNA. The record is from the annotation of a GenBank genome assembly. Lineage: Eukaryota; Viridiplantae; Streptophyta; Magnoliopsida; Fabales; Fabaceae.
AUGGUUAGGGAGCGAACCUGGAAGAGAAAAAAAAACGAAAAGGGUCGUUGUGGCGCCGUCCUAAUUGAAAAGCGAGAAGAAGAGAUCUGGGCCGUUUAUGGGGAACGUUGGAGGAGUGUGAAAAAUGGAGGGCGUGGAUUAGGCGUAGUAUCACACUCAAAGAACCUGGGUAGGAGUAACGAACGUGAGGUUCAUUUUGUAAGCGCAAGAAAGGAAUGGAAAGCCACUCUCAUUCUGUGUCAAUGA